Molecule: messenger RNA, 5004 nt
Organism: Myxocyprinus asiaticus (Chinese sucker)
Lineage: Eukaryota; Metazoa; Chordata; Actinopteri; Cypriniformes; Catostomidae
Product: ERO1-like protein beta
Exons: 16
Coding region: 265-1722 (485 amino acids)
Biological process (GO): protein folding in endoplasmic reticulum
Cellular component (GO): endoplasmic reticulum; endoplasmic reticulum membrane
Molecular function (GO): protein-disulfide reductase activity; thiol oxidase activity; FAD binding
Source: RefSeq, a predicted model, not a curated record
CCCUGGGCGUUUAGACACGCCCCCAGCUUCCCGUAGCGUUGCCCCGGCGUCGAUGUUUUAUUCCAGCAUUUUCUACAAAUGUGAGAUCUUGAACUGGUUUUUAAUGCACUAGGCGCAAUAUAGUUAAUCUUUGUAAUAGCUACAUGUGACUGUCGUUUAAAUUAAAGCAUUAAUUGGGUACUGCCCUUUAAGCGCAGCAGGAAGUUGGAGUUAUUUUCAUCAGUUGUUUAUGUUUAAGUUCCUGGAAACGACUCCGCAUCAGCGAUGUUAAAACACACGAUACAAACACCCGGACUCGUGAUUUUACUCGGUUUAUUUUUCGGGAAUUUCACAUGGGGAUGGUUUCAAAACAAGGCGAAGAAGCACGAGCAUGUUUACACAGAGACUUCAGACAGCGAGGACCAGAGCUGCUUAUGUCAUUUAACAGGUGUCUUGGAUGACUGUUUCUGUGACAUCGAGAGCAUUGACGUCUUCAACAACUUCAAAAUUUAUCCUCGCAUUCGCAAGCUCACAGAAAGAGACUUCUUUCGAUACUAUAAGGUGAACCUGAAGCGACCGUGUCCGUUUUGGCCUGACGAUGGCCAUUGCUCCAUCAAAGACUGUCACGUAGAGCCAUGUCCAGAGAGCAAAGUCCCCGUGGGAAUUAAAUCCGGCAACUACAACAAGUACGCUCAGGCUGCCAACAACAUCGAUGACAUCAUAGAGUGUGAACAGGCGCAUGAAUUGGGUGCCAUUAACAGCACACUGAGUAAUCAGAGUAAAGAAGCGUUUGCAGACUGGGCUCACCAUGACGAUGCUCAAGAUCAUUUCUGUGGGUUAGACGAUGAGAUGUCUCCUGAAUCGGAGUAUGUGGAUCUGCUGUUGAACCCAGAGAGAUACACGGGAUAUAAAGGACCAUCAGCCUGGAGAGUGUGGAACAGCAUUUAUGAAGAAAACUGCUUCAAGCCAAGAUCAGUGUAUCGUCCUCUCAAUCCUUUGGCUCCCAGUCGAGGUGAUGAUGAUGGUGAAGGAUUCUACAAGUGGCUUGAAGGUCUGUGUUUGGAGAAGAGAGUUUUCUAUCGUCUGAUCUCCGGUCUGCACAGCAGCAUUAACAUUCACCUGUGUGCUGAAUACCUGCUGGAUGAGGGUUGGGGCAAACCAGUUUGGGGUCCAAACGUCCAUGAGUUCCGUCAGCGGUUCGACCCGGCAGAGACGAAGGGCGAGGGCACUCGGCGACUGAAGAACCUGUACUUCCUGUACCUGAUCGAGCUGAGAGCGUUGUCUAAAGUAGCUCCGUACUUCGAGCGCUCCUUCAUCAAUCUGUACACAGGAAACAGACAGGAGGACACGAUGACCAAAGAUCUGCUGCUGGAGAUACUCAACGAGACCAAAGCGUUCCCAAUGCACUUUGAUGAGAGCUCCAUGUUUGCUGGACACAAAAUAGAGGCAAAAACAUUAAAGGAGGAAUUCAGACUUCAUUUUAAAAACAUCUCUCGUAUCAUGGACUGUGUCGGCUGCAGUAAAUGUCGACUUUGGGGAAAGUUACAGACUGAGGGUCUGGGCACGGCUCUCAGGAUUCUCUUCUCUGAGAAAGAAAUCAAGAAUCUUCCAGAAAACAGCCCGUCAAAGGGCUUCCAGCUCACACGACAGGAGAUUGUGGCUCUUCUCAAUGGUUUCUCCAGACUUUCCACCAGUAUAAAAGAGUUGCACAACUUCCGUAUGCUUCUGAAGGAUCAUAGGUAACACACCUCCAGGCCACCAGGUGGCACCAGCCCAGUGGACUCUGCAAUUGUCUUAUCCGCCCCAGAAAAAUUCCUCUCUCAGGGACUGCAGGAUAGAUGUCUGCAGAACCCUUUUACCCUAGAUCACAUGUCAAACCCUUCUGCUCAGAUUCCACGCUUAAAGAGUUACAAAUACUGACUCAUAAUCGCUCAAAACGGCAGCUCUCAGCUCCGAAAACUUCUGAAAAAAGAUUUUAUGCUUUGACUUCAGAUGUGCAGGCUGUUUAGGCAUCUCUGUGCGUGUAAACAGAUUUCAGACUUCUCGUUUUUCUUGGUCAUCUCUGACAGAUUAGACUGUUCAUGUCUACAGUUCACAAAGGGGUGGUGUUUUUUUUUUUUUUUUCUUCGUUCACUUGUGUUUGUAUAUUUGUUGGUUGGUCUUUGUGUCCAGGUUAGUUUCUGCCAAUUACAAUGGUAAUUACAUUUUUUUCUUUCUUUCAGAACAGUUAAAGAAUGUGUUUUCAUAAUUUUGCGUGUCCCUGAAAUCUGUGCGUAUAUGUUGGAUUUUUUAAUGCAGUAGCUGCAUGCAUAUGUCUUACUGGCAUUCCUAAUCCGUAAUUUUUUAUGUUUAAGGGACCAUAGAAUUUAUUUAAAGCAUUAGUUCACACACAAAUCAUUUACUCACCCUCAUGUUGUUUCAAACCUGAAUGACUUUUGAAAUCUGACAUUUUUUUCAAAGAUGACAAAAAAACACAAUCACUUUGUAUAAAGCUGAUAAAACUUAUUGUAUAUAAAGAGGAAUGUUUGAAGAACAAAUAAUGCUGAAACUAAAGGUAUACCUUUAUUUAUUCAACUUGACCAUUUCAGUAUAUUUUUGGCACUCAGACAUUGUUAAAAAUUGGUACGUUCUGUGCAGUUGUUUUGAUAGAGGGAAACAAGAUACAGUUCUAGUUUUAACAUUAUCUGUGCUUCAGACAUUCCUCUUUAAAAGAACAAAAGUAUUAGCUGUAUGCAAAGUGACCCACAUUUGGAUUUUGACCUGAAAAUGUGUACAAUUUAACAAUUUGCACACGGAGCCACAUUGAGAUCCCCAUAUCUCUGGGAUUGAACCAUAAGGGGCCUUAAAAAUGAAGAUACAUUAAGAAAAGUUUGUUCUGAACCAGAAUCUAAAAGGAUAUUAAGAUAUCUUUAAAACUUCUGGAGUUAAAGGCAUGCCAACUUUGGAAAAAUAACACACAAAAAGUGCUUUUUCCCAUUUUUGAACUGUCACCAUUGGCAUAUAAUGCAACAAGGACUGCUAAUGUCAACUGAUUUUAGCAACUGAACUACCAAUCUCUAUGUAAAAAUAAAAUAAUGUUGCUGUCACCUUUAUAAAGUUAUUUUUUUGAUCUGUGGUUUUGCUCCAAAAUCAUAGGUGAAAAUUGCAUUUUGACCCCGCUCUACAAAACAGUGGAUUACUCGGUAAAUAUUCGUCCAUGGCAUUUAAUAUUUUGGAUUUCUUUCACCAGAAAAAAAAAAGAUCAAAAUCAAAUGUUUUAGCUGAGAAGCUCUGGUUGAGUUGGCAUGGAAUUACUUUAUAAUUAAAGUAGUCCAUACAACUUCUGUGCUAUAUUCCAAGUCUUCUGAAUUCAUACAGUGAUGAACAGGCCCAAAUGUAAGUGAUUUUUUCACUAAUCUCCUUCAUGUUUGCAUAUUUUCCAACAGGCCGUUGGUUGUCAUGUUUCACGUGAGUGAUUACAAUGUGGCAAAUUCGAAUACGUCAAAUACUCGAAUGAGAUUUGAGAGCUUUGGCGUAGUGGAGGAUUUUCAGUGAAUAACAACUUGAAUUUGGGUCUGUUUUUUAAUUAAAGUUAUUGUGUGACUUCAGAAGACUACUAUGAUACUUGUGAAGUCCUUUUUGGAGCUUGAAUCUCCUUUUGUGCUUCUCAAAAGACAUUCAAACAGGUUUGGAAUGACGUGGUUGAGUAAAUGAUAAAUUUUUAUAUUUGGGUGAACGAUCCCUUUAUUUUUAUAAGCUUGAAAGAAGUAAAUGUAGCUUUGAAUUGUUACAAGUUUAAGCAUCACAUAACAAGCAAUAAUAUUCCUCCAUUCAGUCCAGACUCGUUAAAUGUAUGCAAGGCCAAUAGAAACAGAAUUCAAAUUGAUUACAUUUUGACCCAAGCCUCAAAAGUUCUUGACUAUUAUAUUUAUAGCACGGCUUCUCUAAGAAUUCUUAAAAUAUCGCUUGAAAGGUGUCGUUCCUGACAUUGUUUGCAAACGUCCCUUCAAGACGUUUCUAUUAAUAACUUCAAAGCGGCGCAUGCGCUUAAAUCACCUGAAGACGUCAUCUAAACACGUGUGAUGAGUGUUGUAUCACAAACGGCUGUUUGAUUUAACACUGAAACGUGAAGCGAUUUGAACCAAAGCUGCUUUGAUCUGCUCGACUGUCCUGGAAUUUUUGUUUUUUACUUUAGUUAUGAGUCAGUUUUGCUGUUUCUUCUCUUUAUUUUUCUGUCUGCCUUUGUCAAGAGCUAAUCAUUCUGGAGGAAUCAUUUUAUAAAGCGAUAAUCGCAUAAUGUCGGCUUGAAGUUAAAAUGAAGAGCAGCUAUUUGUGUGUGUGUGUGUGUGUGUGUGUGUGUGUGUGUCGGACUGAGCAGCGCAUGCUUUUGACAAAACAAGAACAUUCAGUGUGUUCGACUUGUCUGCCUUAAUAUUUCCAAAAAUACUGUAUAUAUUGCUCAUGUCUGCCUCCUGUGAUUAUGAUUUCUGUCUCCUGUAACUGUUAAAAGGCCUGAUUGUUCACAUUUAGCUCAGAAAGGUAAAAACAGAGAAGUGGUGACAGCCUACGAUUGGAUCAGAUAUUUGAUGUUAUUGCAUCUUUGGAAGAAUAAUAAGCAGGUGCAUCUGCAAACUUCUCGAAUUUUCUGUGCUGGCUUUCUGCAGAAUACGAAAGGGAUUUAAGCAUUGUAAAAUAUGUUUAACACAGCUGAGAGUACUUCACUCUUAUUGGUAGCUGAAAGCAAAUCAAAUUAGCCCAAAAGUUGUAUUAAACCAAAGUAAAUGUGUGAAAUGAGGGGUGUUCCAACUCUACGGGAACUUAUUCCCUGUCGGCCUGCUGAUAAUUGUUAAAAACUUGAAUAAAUCUGCCCUUCACAACCUCAGUCGAGAUCUUCUCUGCCUUUAUAAUGUUCAGAACAUCAUCUGGUGUUUCUGAAAGAACGACAUCAGACAUUUCAAAGAUAAAGAUGCUUCUGUAUUGUGUGUUUGUGUCAAGAAUAUUUAUUUAACAGGAAUAAAUACAUUUGUCUGGUUGUCACUCACUGCA